AUGGAUAAAAAUUUUGUGAAUGAACAUGAUGAACAAUUAAUAAAAACAUUGCUUAAAAACAAGCCAAUAUUCAGUGAAGAUUUGAUUGAUUUCUAUCUUUCACAAAGUGGAUGUCAAAUUAACGAAAAAUCAUGCCUGAGAUUAAUAUCAUUAGUUUUACACAAAUCAUUAGAUAAUAUAAUUAAUAAAACAAUCAGUCUACAAGCCAAUGGAUCUUCAAAUAAUGAGGAAAACAAAAAGAGUUUCAAAAACGAAUUAAAUUAUAAAGAAUUGGUAGAGGCACUAAAACAACUUGAUGAUACGUAUGAAAAUGAAGAAUUGUUUAAAAACUUCAAUGUAUUUUUAGAAUAA
This is a messenger RNA of Plasmodium reichenowi, 351 nucleotides long. Its product is annotated as transcription initiation factor TFIID subunit 10, putative. Gene Ontology annotation, biological process: DNA-templated transcription initiation. The record is from RefSeq and is a predicted model, not a curated record. The transcript is spliced from 4 exons. The coding region runs from base 1 to 351 and encodes 116 amino acids. Lineage: Eukaryota; Apicomplexa; Aconoidasida; Haemosporida; Plasmodiidae. Gene Ontology annotation, cellular component: nucleus.